AUGGACAAUGAGAUUCCUCUACCGCCGCAGCCUCGCGUGCGACACCGGUCCCCCGCUAAGCCAGGCGCCGGCUCGACCUCGUCGUCGCUCCGAAACACGUACCGGUUCUCCCGCGUAACCGAUGACCGUUCCAGCCUGCCCUCGAGCGACCCGGCGCUGUUCUCCAGCGACGACAUCCCCGCGUCAGGAUUGGAGAACUACACCACCGGUACGGGCAGGAAGCGCCGCUAUCGAGGCACGUGGUGGGGGGAGACGCUGAUGGAUCCGAAGAGGAAGCGCGCGGAUUUCAAGGAGAAACGCAACGUCGACAGCGGGGUGUGGAUGGGGAGUGACGAGUCGUCGUUUCUUCCGUCCGAUAAUGCCCCGGCGUGGGGGGAGGAUCUCUUGAAGAAUAUCGGUGAGACGGCGGGAACUACGACUACUACUAUUGCACAGCAAGGGGGUCUGUCAUCAGAUAACGACUUCAAGUCGACGGUGGCUACGCGUGCGACGUUCAAGAAGGCCGAGGAGCCGCGGGAACAUCGCCUCGCUAGAGCCAUUGUCAACGAGUGUUUGGAGAAGGGCCAGGAUAGUGUCGACCUGAGCAACGGCUUGUUGAGAUCAAUCCCCCCUGGUUUACUGCAACCCCUGCAGCUGCUGACAAAGCUGCCUGCCAUCACGGAGGCUCCCAUCACCGAAGAUGGCUACUCCUCUCUCGAACCAUUCCUGCGGCUGUUCCUCUCCGGCAAUGCCCUAACCGUGCUGCCGGGGGAGAUCUUCGAGCUCGCGACCCUCAAGGUCCUGAGUUUGCGGAAUAACAAGCUGACCAGCAUCCCGACAGCAGUACGGAAACUGACCAUGCUGCAGGAGAUCAACCUGUCCAUGAACCGGCUGGAGUGUCUCCCGUGGGAGUUUCUCUGGCUGAUCCGCAAAGGUGACUUGAAACACAUGAUCGUGCAUCCGAACCCUCUCCUGCAGAUCGGCGACGCGGAGAUCGCUGUCUGGCAUUAUCCUCGGCCGGAAAAUGAUGAUCUUCUCCGUCUGGCGGAGUAUGAGGGCCCUGCACCGGAGGAGUCCUGGGCACCCAUCCACAUUGCGACCGGCCCCGUGAAGCGGUUCAAUAUGGAAGGAUUUCCGGUUCUCAACCGACAGAACCAGUCUCGAUAUCUCCAAUCCACCACAACGGAACCUAUCAAUUCUCGCGUCCCAUCCCUGCGCGAAGUCUCCCUGCUGGCCUUCUCCAGGUCGCCGUACGUCGACCAAAUCUCCGACGCUGAGAUGCCACUGUACUUCCCCGAACUGAUGGCCCGGCUGCUCCGGCAGGCCAAGCAGGUCAAAAACGCCGGCGGGCGCAGCUGUUCCGUCUGCCACCGCAGCUUUGUCCUGCCUCGCACCGAGUGGGUCGAGUGGUGGGAUUGCAGCACGUACGAGAACGGCCUGAAGCGGCCGCGGGCCUCGAGAGAGGUGCUGCGGCCCUUGCCUUUCCAGCGUUUCGGGUGCAGCUGGGCGUGUUCACCGAGUAGUGUCUCAAGCAUUCCAUUGUAA
Messenger RNA from Penicilliopsis zonata CBS 506.65, 1524 nucleotides. RefSeq lists its product as hypothetical. Lineage: Eukaryota; Fungi; Ascomycota; Eurotiomycetes; Eurotiales; Aspergillaceae. Gene Ontology annotation, molecular function: protein binding. The transcript has 2 exons. The record is from RefSeq and is a predicted model, not a curated record. Bases 1 to 1524 code for a protein of 507 amino acids.